AUGGAACACGAUUUAACAAAGAAGAUAUGUAGCUUCUUGGAUGCUCAUUUAAUGCUCCAAUUAGUCGAUUUCCUCAAGGGUUAUUCAGAGGAAGAUAUCAAUCGUGCUAAAGCUGAUAUUCUUGCACAGACUGGAUGUUGCGAUUAUGCUAUCACUGUUUAUCAAUCGAUCGGAAGAGAUAUUGCACCAUUGCAAGAGAAGAAACAAAAGUUGGUCGAACAAUUGGCACAAUUGAAGGAGGCAUGUCAAGUGGUAACUCAAUAUAUCGAAGCAAAGAAGGAGCAACAUCAACAAACUGUUGCUGCUGCUGCCGCUGCUGCCGCCGCCGCCGCUGCUUCUACCACUACCACCAGCACCACCGCUGCCAGCACCACCACUCCAGCAAUCAAAGAUGAGGAAGCUGAAGAAUCAACUCCAGCCACAACCACAGCUGCUCCACAAAAAUCCGAAUUAACAUUUGGUAGUUUGAGAGAGAAAGUAACACCAGAGAUUGUUGAAUCAUUAUAUAGAUACGCUAAAUUGUUGUUUGAAACAGGACAAUACAAGAACGCUAGAGAAUAUUUGGAUAUCUACGUAAAGUUGUCACAUGAUAGACAAAAGCAAUUCAGUGCUUCAUGGGGUAUCUUGGAAGCUGAUAUCUUGAGUUCAAAUUGGGCUGGUGCCGUUGCCGAUAUUCCACAAAUCAAGGAAGAGAUUGAUUCCAACCAUAAUCUUACACCAGUUCAACAAUUACACCAAAGAGCAUGGUUAAUUCACAGAAGUUUAUUUGUUUAUUUCAACCAACCAGAUAGCAGAGCUUUAUUAGUUGAUUUAUUAUUAGAUGACAAAUACUUGAAUGCUAUUCAAACCAUUUGCCCACAUGUAUUAAGAUAUUUGGCAGUUGCAAUCAUCACAAACAGAAGAAAACCACAACAACUCUAUCAAUUGGUCAAGGUUAUCGAACAAGAGGCCUACACCUAUAAGGAUCCAAUCACCAUCUUUGUUUCAAGCCUCUACGUCCGUUUCAACUUUGAAGAGUCACAACAAUACCUUGCACAAUGCGAACAGGUACUGAAGCAAGACUUCUUUUUGUCGUCGUGCUACGAUGACUUUAUGGAACAUGCUCGUGCCUGCAUCUUUGAGACCUAUUGUAAUAUUCAUGAAAAUAUUGAUAUUGAUAUGUUAUGUAAGAAUUUGGGUAUUGCACCAGAAAACUCUGAGAAAUGGAUCGUCGAAGCAAUUAGAAACGCUAGAUUUGUUGCAAAGAUCGACUCUGCCAACAAUCAAAUUAAAAUGUUUUCACAACACACUAACGCCUACCGUCAAGUGAUGGACAAGACUAAGGGAUUGUUCAAUCGUGGUAUCGAAAUUUUGGUGGGUAUCAACGACUCUAGAACCCAAAACGCCAGAAGAAACGCAGGUGACAGAAACAAGGGACAAAGAAGACCAAAUAACAAACAACAACAACAACAAGCCAAUGCCACCGGUGCUGCCACCCCAGCACAAUCAACAGAGGCUACUGCUACCGCUGCCGCUGCUGUCACUACUGCCUCCACCCCAGUAUCUGUUUAA
Messenger RNA from Heterostelium album PN500, 1551 nucleotides. RefSeq names its product eukaryotic translation initiation factor 3 subunit E (gene eIF3s6). The transcript has 6 exons. The record is from RefSeq and is a predicted model, not a curated record. Gene Ontology annotation, cellular component: cytoplasm; eukaryotic translation initiation factor 3 complex; nucleus. Gene Ontology annotation, biological process: translational initiation. Bases 1 to 1551 code for a protein of 516 amino acids. NCBI's taxonomy places the organism in Eukaryota, Evosea, Eumycetozoa, Acytosteliales, Acytosteliaceae. Gene Ontology annotation, molecular function: translation initiation factor activity.